This is a messenger RNA of Epithele typhae, 1965 nucleotides long. RefSeq lists its product as uncharacterized. The transcript has 3 exons. The coding region runs from base 1 to 1965 and encodes 654 amino acids. Lineage: Eukaryota; Fungi; Basidiomycota; Agaricomycetes; Polyporales; Epitheliaceae. The record is from RefSeq and is a predicted model, not a curated record.
AUGGGAAACCUCGCACCCGAAGUGGGCCUAUCUCUCGCGCAAGACCCGGCUCGCCGCACGCACCGGUACCGCGGGCUCGCAGACGGCGUGCGGAUCGGCGGAGACAGGAUGGGGACGGUGGGGAAGGACUUCGAGUGGAAGCAGCCCACGACAGAGGAGGCGUGGGCGGUGUACGAGGAGAAGUGGCAAGCAGCAGUGGUCGAGGAGCGAGAGAGGAGAAAGACGAAGAAGAACGAGCGGCCCCGGCCUCGACCCAAGGCCCAACCUCGGGCGAGUGGACCCAGGCUCAAGCGCGCUCCUAUACCCAAGACGACCGCGAGGGCCGAACCUCAGAUGAAGGCCGCCACGACUUCCAAGUAUUUCCAACUUCCUGCUCAAGACGCUCCUCCUAUCAUCCCUACAAACGCCCUUACCCCCGAACCUGUACCCGGACCCGAACCGGAGCCUGAUAUCCAUAUCGACCCCGAACCACUAGUGGCAGACGUUCCAGUGGUACCGGCGAGUAGAGCUACGAUCUUUCGAGAAAAGGUCGAGCGGUGGCAGGCGACGGUGGUUACUGUUCCGGAGGUGGAGAACACGCCGAACACACAGCCCAUGCUCGAUCCGUCCCAGUCUCCGAAAGUCGACAAGGGCAAGACGCGGAUGGCGCCAUCUCUACCGGAGAAAGCAGAGAAAGUACAGACCUCCCUUGGGUUCCGGGUCGUCAAGCGUUCGAGCAUCCAGUCCGCGAAAGGAGAUAGCGGAAGCUUGGGUGCUCCCCGCCUGAAGUCCACUCUCCCGGCUCGCGAUCCUACGCCCGUUAUAGAAGAGGACUCUCCUAGGUUCGGUCAGAAAGAGGUUCUUCAACCCCAACCAUCUCCGGUCGAACCUGCGCAAACGAUACAUCCAGACGGAGGGCCCAAGGACUCCCGUCGGAUUGCGGAUGUUACGGAUUUGACCGAACCGUCGAAGCGCAGCCCUGCGCGCGCAAUCCAGCCCGGCCGACCCGUCGCCUAUACGCAAACCCGGCAAGCGGGCUCGCACGACAGACCCAACCUCAGACGGCGCGCACAUGGACGUCGACCCCUCGGGCUCCCCCCACCCACCGCGCGGUCCCGUGGCGAAGAAGGCCCGGACGCCUUUACCGGCGUGCACCCGUCAGCCCAGGCCGAGCCCGCGGAAACAUCCGUCGACGCACCCGUACCACCCUCAACGCCCCCUCGGACGUCCUCGUCACCCGCCGCGCUUGUGACUCCAGUGUCCAAGGGCAAGGUGCGGAUGCACACAAAGGGGCUUGGCAACGCCCGCGGCCUCCUGGUGCCCACCACGCCCAGCGCACAGAGCCCGGUCCCGACCCUUUCGGAGCUCCUCGCGUCGUCCCGGCGGUCCCGCGCACGGCCGCGCCCCCCGUCACGACGGGACUCACAGCACGAGGGCGUGCCGCUUGACGCCGAUGCCGACAUGGACGGCGCGGCGUCUUCCCGUCCAUCCACGCCGGACCACGCUUCCCAGAAGACAUACUUCUCCUCCCCGGCGUCAGGCUCGUCCAACUCGGGCGCGUCGCCGCUCGCCGCGCGCGGUCGCCGAGUCGCCGCUGGUCGCGGCAGGGACAUCAGCCUCGACGCGGACGCGCAUCCCUUCUCGCAGGACCCGCGCGCGUUCGCGCCCCCGUUCACGUCCACGCAGGAGGACGACCCGUUCGCGAUGCCGCCGGCGCCGCCCGGGCGGGACAACACGCUCAUGCGGGGCAGCAGCGGCUUCCUCGGCGGGGGGCCGUACUGCUCGCAGUUCGACCUCGAGGCGCACAUCGAGCAGGUCAGCGAGCUCCUGGACCGCGACGUCGACUUCAACGGCUGGUUGCGGGACCUCGGGUCCGAAUCUGGGGACCUGGACGGCGAGGAGGUGGACUUCGAACGUCCCACAGCGCGUGCGACCACGGUCGGCCAUCGCCGCGAUGUUAUCCUCUGGCCUCGAUUGCGCCUUUAG